Molecule: messenger RNA, 735 nt
Organism: Armigeres subalbatus
Lineage: Eukaryota; Metazoa; Arthropoda; Insecta; Diptera; Culicidae
Exons: 4
Coding region: 1-735 (244 amino acids)
Source: RefSeq, a predicted model, not a curated record
AUGGUUCCGGUGAUGAAGACAGUGACAUUGAUUAGCGAUGAUGAAUUCGAUGAAUUAUCCGAUACUGAAAAUAAAACUAUCCCCACCAGGAUCCCAACCGAUUUGCCACCGAAACGAUCGUGCCGCAAUCGAGAUGUGUUGAGCACACUUCCAAGACGAUUGAACAUAAGUAUUCAGGGAGUAGAUAACAUCGAAAAGGAAGUUGUGGAAAUAAAGGUCUCAAAAGUUCAGAUGAGAGAGAAGAACAAACGUAACAAAGAAAAAGGACUACAAUACACACGAUCCGAUGGUACGGUAAUGCCUGCAAGAUCUAUUAAACCAUCUUGCAAGUGUAAACGUAAUUGCGGUCAAAAGUAUCCUGAUCAUACACGCAAACAGAUUUUAUCGAAUUUACUCAAGUUGAAGAUGUCAGGGCAGAAUCAAUUUCUUGCCAGUCACAUUUCGGUGACAAAAACGGCACGUCCCAAGGUCAUAAAUUCACGGCGCGCGUAUUCCCGGGUCUACUAUUUGCCAGCAGUGCAAGGCCAAGUUAAGACAUGUAAAGAAAUGUUCAUGGCAACAUACGAUGUACGUGAUCGAAAAAUUCGCACGAUCGCUGGCAAAAAGCUCGCUGGUGCAGGAAUAGCUACUGACGACGGAAGAAUGAAAAAUGGAUCCCGAUUGGUCGUCAGUGCGGAUCACAUGGAAUACAUAAAAACACAUAUUGUCCUUCCCAGCUUAUACGAGUCACUAUAG